Triticum dicoccoides is the source of this 1402-nucleotide messenger RNA. RefSeq names its product GDSL esterase/lipase At5g55050-like. Gene Ontology annotation, molecular function: hydrolase activity, acting on ester bonds. Bases 7 to 1155 code for a protein of 382 amino acids. The record is from RefSeq and is a predicted model, not a curated record. The transcript is spliced from 5 exons. Lineage: Eukaryota; Viridiplantae; Streptophyta; Magnoliopsida; Poales; Poaceae.
UCAGCCAUGGCCGUGCUGCGACGAGCUUUGGUCGCACUCCGGUUGCUGUUCAUUGCUGCGGCGAUCCGGUUGCCGUUGGUGGCUGUGGUGAGCAGCACCGUUGUCUCCAGGGCAAUGGUUCCGGCGAUCUUUGUGUUCGGCGACUCCACUGCCGAUGUGGGGAACAACAACUACUUGCCGGGGACCAGUGCCAGGGCUGAUUUUCCUCACAAUGGCGUCGACUUCCCCGGCGGUGAGCCGACGGGCAGGUUCAGCAACGGCUUCAUUGGCGCCGACUUCUUGGCUGUCCACAUGGGCUUCAGCGGGAGCCCGCCACCGUACAUCUCUCUCGUCGCCGGCAGUGGCGAGGCAUCAGGCAACACGACGACAAAGAGGCCGGUGGCCGCUGAUGCCUCCAUGAGAGGAGCCAGCUUUGCCUCUGGAGGCUCCGGUGUUCUUGACUCCACUGGAGACACGAUCAACAUGACGAAGCAGAUCGAAUACUUCUCGGAUCUCAAAGACCAGAUGCUGUCAGCCAGAUUGGGUGCCUUCGGAGCAUCGGCCUUCCUCUCCAAGUCCAUCUUCCUCAUCAGCGCGGGCUCGAACGACGCCAUCGACUUCUCGCAGGACACAUCGCCGGACUCCACCGCACUCCAGCAGUUCAGGGAAGCCGUGGUCUCGACAUACGAUAGCCAUGUCAUAACGCUGUACAACCUUGGGGCGAGGAAGUUCGCGGUGAUCGACGUGGCGCCGCUCGAGUGCUGCCCGUACUGGAGGAGCCGGAACCCGUCCGGGGAGUGCGUCGAGCCGCUGAACCGGCUAGCGAAGAGCCUCAACGAUGGGAUCCGGGACCUGUUCGCCGGCCUCGUCCGCGAGAUGCAGGGCAUGGAGUACGCCAUUGGCAGCGCCUACGAGCUCGUCUCCCGCAUCGUCCAAGACCCGCAGUCUGCAGGAUUGACGGAGUUGAAGAGCGCGUGCUCUGGAGGUGGCGGCAGGUUCAACGCCGACGGAGGGUGCACCCCCAGCGCCGGCUACUGCAGCGACCGUGGCAAGUUCCUCUUCUGGGACUUCCUGCACCCUACCCAGGCCACCUCCAGGCUCGCCGGCCGAGCGUUCUACGACGGGCCGGCACGGUUCGUCGGCCCGAUCACCUUCAGGGAACUGGCCGAGACGUAGCCGUAGCGUCGCAGCAUGGGAAAUAUCAGUGCAUUUUUGUAUCAAUAUUCCACGACAUGAGAGAGCCUCAAACGUGGUUUUGUGUUUUUGGGGCCGAUCCAAGUCAAAAUCUUGGUCUUUGCCUUCCGUGGCGGCGAAAGUUUAACAACUGGCGCCGAUUGUCCAAAUUGGGGGGCAGACACACAAUAGUCAGUCAUCGAUCGAUUCUCGUGCACACUGACCUGAGUACUGGAGACCAUCUAAAUUA